Molecule: messenger RNA, 1762 nt
Organism: Diaporthe batatas
Lineage: Eukaryota; Fungi; Ascomycota; Sordariomycetes; Diaporthales; Diaporthaceae
Exons: 3
Coding region: 64-894 (276 amino acids)
Source: RefSeq, a predicted model, not a curated record
CACUCAUUCACUCACCCACUCAGUCACAACACCACUUGAACACAGACACAACCCCCCUCCAGAAUGGCAGCCCCCCACCUCCAGCCCGCCCACACGGGCUUCAACCCAACCCGCGAAGACAUCUACAUCGCCGCGCGGAUCCUCAUGGGCCUGCGCCUCCCACGCCCGCCGGCAGCCGACACGCCAGCCCACCUCCCACCCGAGCUGGCCCGGUCCGUCCUGUCCCACGCGGGCUACAACCCGCGCAUCACAUCGAGCCGCGCGGACGAGGCCAGGUACCACGCCGACGACUUCUGGCAGCCCGGCCCGCGCGCCAGCGUCGCGGGCUUGUACCUCACCACCCGUGACCCGCUGCCGGGGUGUCUGCGGAGGGUGGCCUCCGUCACGCUGCAGGUGCGCGCUGCGGACCAGGGGUGGGCUACGUUUGGGGGCGAGGGGACGUAUGAGAACAGCCAUACCUGGUUUGAGGCUUGUGUCCUGCGGCCUGUUGAUGGGGGGGAUGGGGUGCAGCCGGUGCAACAGGAGGAAGGGGAGGGGGAGGAUGAGCCUCUCGAGACGCGGGGCGAUAUCGUGCGGGUGUUCGAGACCCCCGGCGACGCGAGGGGGGAGCUCGAGCAGUUCGGCUGGCGGAUGGUCGAGCACGGCGGGAGGAGCACCUGGCUGGUGCAUCACAACAUCACGGCCUCUCGAGCCUGGAAGGAUUACCGGGUCGACUGGGUCGCCGGGGAACCCACCGAGAUCGACGUCCCGGGGGCUGUCGGUGACGGCGAGGGGUUUCUGGAUGCGCUGAUGCCUGGGGACAAGAUUGCCCUCUGGGCCAGGGCGGAGCAACAGGCCUGGGUGAUCAAGGUCGCCGAGGCUUGCAUUGAGGUCGUGUACGAAGUCGACAUCUAAGAUGCGGUUGUUAUUCACCAGCGGCAUCCUCGAGCCCCAGACCAACAGCAAUAAUCCCCGCAAUGCGCUGUAUUAUCCAGCAUUGUGGAAUCGUGGGCAGAAUACCAACCUUGGAACACUCCUAACAAUAUCGACAGUCGAGGAAAGGAAGAGGCUCCAAGGCAAGGAGCGGUCAGAGUUCCACCCAACUCUGUAUACCUAGGUACCUAGCUACGAGAAGGAGAAGAAAACACCCAGCAAGGAGAGACCUGCAAUGAAGAUAGGAGUCGGCCAAUUAUGAGCACUGGGUCCUCCUCUCCACUGGCAGUGCCCGAGCACAAUGCAUCCCGCAUCUCUUACCGCCAGGCACUUCUUGUUGGUACUCGGGACGCCAAAGUGGACCAUCAGCAAUGUGACAGGUCGACCCCGUUGACUCCGUAAUUGGUAUUGGUUCGCAACUGAUCGGCAUCGGUCCCAGAAGGGAGUGAGCGGUAGCGGUCCACUGCCUGGCCCGUCGGUACGAGAUUAAUCUACGUGUACGGCCGGGCCUCGGGGUCCCAAGAGGACAUUUUUCCGACUGGCCGUGCCCUCAUCGGCGGUAACGGAGCCUCCUUUCUGUCUUGGUCGAGGGAGGAGAACCACAUGAGUAGGACCGCCAGGAUCCCGGAUGUGAUGACUGUUUUGGGCAGCCCAGGCUGACGACGGUGCGCUCCCACGUGCAAGUUGGUUAUCAGCGAGACCAAGCCUCAUCUUCAUGCAAGCAGCGAUAGCGCCGAGCCAGAUGCCAGAUGCCAUACCUAGGUACCCAGGUAUGCACACCUAUGACGGCGCGCAUAAUCUUCCGGUAGCUGUUUCACCGUUCCAUGGUUGCCAUAACCGAGCCACUGCA